Molecule: messenger RNA, 554 nt
Organism: Octodon degus (degu)
Lineage: Eukaryota; Metazoa; Chordata; Mammalia; Rodentia; Octodontidae
Product: beta-microseminoprotein-like
Exons: 4
Coding region: 80-442 (120 amino acids)
Source: RefSeq, a predicted model, not a curated record
UUUAUCUCACUCUGCUUGUUGGCCACCCAGACAUCAGUAGACUUCCUCAGUAUCAGGAACUUCCACCGUGCUGCUGACCAUGGAAGGACUGAAACUUGUACAAGCUCUAUCUCUCCUGGGCUGUUUCCUGUUCCUGGCCAGCUGUGACACUUCAAGCAGUGCUCGCUGCUACACUUUACAAAUGGAAACACAAGACAGUAAUUUUGAUGUGUGUAACUAUCUCCUUGGAAUUACAUACAAGAACUCAAAUUGGACAUACAAUGGCUGUGAGAAUUGCUCUUGUGAUCAAAACGGAGUGAAAUGCUGCACUACGCUUGCUAUACCUACACAGUAUGAUGAAGAAAAUUGUCAUCCCAUUUUCCAUCAGGAAAACUGUACCUACACUGUAGUGGACAAUGAAGACCCAGAAAAGCCCUGUGCUGUAGGCAACUGGAUACUGUAACAUCCUCUUGUAUGACCAGAACUUUAAUGCCACCCUUCUUGCUCCUAAACCUCUGAAAGCCUGUGAUUUGGUGGCCGUAUCUAGCAAUAAAGUAAUUCUUCUAAAACCUUUA